UGCAAGCAAAAUAAAAAAAUCAAAAAUACCGAUGACCCUCGUGAAAGCGGAACGGUACGAAACGUUAGACGAGUUUUUGAUGAAGUCUUUAGUAAAUUUAUCUUCAGACGGGUCCAGUUCUUAGUUUUAAGUGGACCGCACGAUUUUACGUACACGUUUUGACUUUUGAACUGUUUUUUUAUGUGUGUACAAGUCUGGAUUCAACUUGAGUUUGUAAACAAACUAGACAGGCAAGACGAGAAAACUUUCACAGGGUCAUUAACAUGUUUAUUCUUAGUGUAUUUACGAUUUUAUUCGUAAGUGUAAAGGCCCAACAAUCUCCAUGCCCAGAGUACUUUAAUUACCUCCCCGACAGUGAGCUGGACACGUGGUAUGGGGAGAUACACGCGUACUUCGACGACGACUUGAUCGACGGUGUCUUCGUCACUUUGGUCUUUGACCGCAACUCCAUCCAAAUAGGGUCCACCUUCGGGCAGCAGGUGCUCAAAAGAAGUGACACCGAAUAUGUGUUGAGGAAUCUGGGACACGAGCUUCCUGCCAAAACUCCCUUGUACAUCAAGUUUUACGUCAAGUACGACCCCGCUUUCGGACGACCCAACCUUCAGUCCUUCAGGGUGAACGGACGACCUGUUUGUCCAAGCAAGAAGGCGCCCCACAUCGAGUACGUAACCAGUAAGCCGACCAAUUUAGCCUUGAGUCCAGGUCAAAGAGAACAAGGACUGGAUGAGAUCGAUGCUGAGAAACAAGUGAUGCAACAAGAGUUGGGUAAUAGAGUCACACAAGAUGUAUCUGAUGACAGAUGUGGCAUUGUUCCCUCAACACCAGUAGGACUUAUAGCAAACGGAGUGGAAAGCUUUCCAGGCGAAUGGCCCUGGCAUUCCGCCAUUUUCAGACUGGAAGAAGCUAAAAUCAGCUACAUUUGUGGAGGCACAAUAAUCACCAAAAGGCACGUGUUAACUGCAGCUCAUUGUGUCGUCAACAGGUUUACUCGAAGUGUUUUAAAUCCUGAGAGUCUUACCCUUUUAUUCGGAAAGCACAAUUUAAGGUACGUCAGUCCCACAGAUCAACAAAGAGACGUGUCAGACAUUUUCAUCCACCCAAAUUACCUCCAAACAAGUCUCAAAGACGACAUAUCACUUUUGAAGCUUAAGACUGACAUAAUAUACAACGAUUUAAUAAGACCGGUGUGUUUGUGGAAUCAAGGCACAGGUUUAGAAAAUCUGAGGAACCAGAGGGGUACCGUAAUCGGCUGGGGGUUAGACGACAGCCGCAAACCAUCCAACAUUUUACGUAAAGUCCAAAUCCCCAUAGUUUCAACAGGGGAAUGCCUGAACUCCAAUCCGGAAGUCCUGGCUUCAAUUUUGUGGGGGAAGAACUAUUGUGCCGGUUACAGCAACGGCACUUCCGUGUGUAAUGGGGACUCCGGAGGUGGCAUGUUCUUCCGGGUACCCGGCUCCCCGCCCACCUGGCAGAUCCGAGGCUUAGUCUCCAUCGGGGUGAACAACCACAUCAACAUCAGCGUCUGUGAUGGCAAAGACUUCACCAUUUUCACCGACGUAGCUCAGUAUUUGGAUUGGAUCAAGGCCAAUUUAAGGAAGUGAUUCAGUUAAAAUAAAACACAUUCGUAUAAA
This is a messenger RNA of Aethina tumida (small hive beetle), 1631 nucleotides long. Its product is annotated as proclotting enzyme. The transcript is spliced from 10 exons. The record is from RefSeq and is a predicted model, not a curated record. Gene Ontology annotation, molecular function: serine-type endopeptidase activity. The coding region runs from base 264 to 1601 and encodes 445 amino acids. Gene Ontology annotation, biological process: proteolysis. Lineage: Eukaryota; Metazoa; Arthropoda; Insecta; Coleoptera; Nitidulidae.